Messenger RNA from Podarcis raffonei (Aeolian wall lizard), 1714 nucleotides. RefSeq names its product family with sequence similarity 167 member B (gene FAM167B). The transcript is spliced from 5 exons. The record is from RefSeq and is a predicted model, not a curated record. NCBI's taxonomy places the organism in Eukaryota, Metazoa, Chordata, Lepidosauria, Squamata, Lacertidae. Bases 585 to 1142 code for a protein of 185 amino acids.
AGCAAAUGUGUCUGUUUUGCUCCAGAAAGUCCUGUGGACCUGGCUGUAGAAGAGAAAAGGCCUUCCAGCGGAACCUGUUGGAGGAGCAGACAGAUAUGACGGAUGCAGAGCAGCUUGAAGUGCAGCUUUUAACAGAAUGGAGAUAAGCAUCACCUGCUGACAGGUGUACAAUAUGCUGGGGUUAAAACCACAGCUACAGAGCCCUGCUGAAAAGUUGACAGCCUGACUGGUGGACUGCAUUCAAUCUGGGGGUCCACAAUGCGAGCUAAGCCUGCACCGUUUAUCACAGCAAUCCUUAGAACAGCCACAGCUCUGAAAGGGCACAGUCCUCUGUUUGUACAGCUGUCUCGUCCAAGUCCAGUUUAAAGAUAAGGAGCCAUAAGAAAAGAGAGCGGGUGCUCAGAGUUGUCCCUCCACAGCCCCAGUGCAGCAGACAGAGCAGGCACACAAGUCACUAUGGGCUUUAUUGUUCCAAGAAUAAACAGCUUUCCUCUAUGCACGGACACAUAUGACACAGAGCGAGUGGGUGACUGAGGGAGUCGGUCUGUCUUGGAAAGAAAGCCCUUUGCCUGCACACCUCUGCAAUGUCUUUGGUGAGGUUCAAGGAGUUUGGGGAAGAGGAGGAGAACUUGGAGGCAGAGAACCUGGACAGCGUCAAGGCCUUGACGGCAAAGCUGAAGCUGCAGACCCGGCGCCCUUCCUACCUGGAGUGGAAGGCCCGCGUACAAAGCCCCUCCUGGCGGAACGGGCUCAGGACCCUGCCAGAAAAGCAGUGUGGGGAGACGGCCGGGGAGGACUCUCAGGCCCCCGUCCCUUUGAGGACCAUUUGUGGGUUCCCCACCAUUGGUGAUGCCUUGGAGUGGCUCAGGAUGGAGCUGCGGGAGAUGCAGGCCUUGGAUCACCAGUUGGCACGGCAACUAAUGGGCCUGCGUGCUCAGAUCCACCGGCUGAAGGUGGAACAAGCCUGUCACCAACACAAGGAGAUGUUGGACGACGCCACCUUCGAGCUGGAGGGCUGUGAAGAGGACUCUGACCUGCUGUGUAACAUCCCACCCAAGAUGGCGUUCCUCUUGUCCACACCCCUCAAGCACAUUGGCGUCACACGCAUGAACAUCAACUCUCGCCGUUUCUCUCUGUGCUGAGGGGCCUUGCUUGACCCCUCUUCUGAUUGCAUUUUUAAGGCCUGCAUCCUUCAGCAAGUGAUACACACGCAUAAACCCAUCAGUUUCCAGGGACUCACACAGAGAAACCUGGCAUAGGUUUUUUGUUAUGGGAUGGAGAGAGCCAGUUUCUCAAAAGGCCAGAGGCUCCCUUGUCAGCAGGUGGUUCUGUGCAACUACCAGCUGCUUUGUAAAAGAAGGCAUUUUUGCUGCAGACAGUAACAGGCAUCUGCCUGGCUAUUGAGUAUCCUCAGAUCCACCAGCCCUCACAAUUGGGGAUGGGAAUGUUCCAGGAUAGGGCCUUCUGACUUGUCCCCCCUCCCUGUCACAACUUUGGAACGCUCUCUUCAGGGAAGCCUGCCUGGCACUAGAUCUGACAUCCUUUCAGUUCCUUUGCAUUUCCUCAGGCAACUGUACUCCAGCUUUUAUUAUCUUCUCCUGUUGCCCCUGUUUUAUUUUGUAUUAUGUUAUUCUUAAUAUGCAUUAGCCACUCUGAGAGGCUGUUGCCUCAAGAGCAGGUUACAGACUUUAAAUAAACAGACAAAUAAAAUGUU